AUGGCAAUAUUUUCCGAAUUCAGGAAAUUAGCCUUCUUGAGAUUGGGAGAUGAAGUUUGGACUCCUUUAGACAGUGAUAAUGGUAUUUACGAUGUCAUUUACUUCAAUGGUCAAUUCUAUGCCAUCACUUACAGAGGGGAAUUGUUGAUUGUUGAUAUUUCCAGUCCUCAUCCAAAGACUAUUGAGUUUGCUGAACAUGGAGAGGGUAUAAACACUUGUGCGGAAUUACAUCUUGUGGAGUUAGUAGGAGAACUCUUUAUUGUUGCACAGGAAAUUAAUGUGGAAAAUGAAUUGAUAAGCGGCAAUAACAUUCAUGAAACAGUUGGUUUUGAUGUUUACAAAUUCAAUUUUGAUAACAGGAAAUGGACGCAGGUGAAGAGCAGCCUGGACAAUCGUGCUCUGUUUGUGGGUUUUAAUGACUCUUUCACCAUCUUCCCAUCUAACAACCAUUUAGGAUGUGAACCCAACUGUAUCUACUUCACUGAUGUCGACUUAUAUGGUCUUAUGGAAAAUGGAGCUGGUCAUGACAUGGGAGUGUUUCGGAUGGAGACUCAGGAAUUUGAUGAUCACUAUGUUGGCCCCGACAUCCUUACUCGUGUUUGUGCACCUCUUUGGAUUUGUCCUUCGAUCGAGGACAGUUUGUCUCCACUAACUGUAUUAAAAAAUACAACACAAGAACUUUCUUUUCCAGUAGCAUCAUCUUCUAUUACAAGAGUGGAAGGACAUCUAGGCAUCUAA
Telopea speciosissima is the source of this 738-nucleotide messenger RNA. RefSeq names its product putative F-box protein At5g55150. The coding region runs from base 1 to 738 and encodes 245 amino acids. The transcript has a single exon. The record is from RefSeq and is a predicted model, not a curated record. NCBI's taxonomy places the organism in Eukaryota, Viridiplantae, Streptophyta, Magnoliopsida, Proteales, Proteaceae.